AAACGCAUGUUACAUAUAAGGGUAAUUGUAGAAAAAAUUAUUGCUUGAAUGCACACAUUCUUUACGUGUGAGUGCAUGUAAGUUAUUUACACGAAGUGGGAGCGUAAAAGAACUUGUUGAGUAAAGAGUUUGUCAGAGUUGAAUAAGCCUUUCUCUAAUGAAAAGAAAAUUGGAUUUGACUUCAGUUGAAAAAAGUAGAGUGAAAAGUAAUCAAGUUUUGUGUAACGAAAUUUGUUAAUUAAUUACAUCCUUAAUGAUUAACCAUUUUUCAUUUAUUAUUUUCAUCAUUGCAUUUAAAAGGUUCUGAUUAAAUUACAAAACAAGGUCAUCUCAAACAUGAAUAAUUUUCAAAGAUAAACAUGUUAGGCACAUAUGUGUAUAUACAAAAUGAUUUAUUGUUUUCAUACCUUAGAUUUUAACAUAUCCAGGUGCUGAUAAAAUUUAAAUGAUAAUCAAUACAGGUAUUGAUGAUAGUACAAAUUUUUAAAAAUGACAUUGUUACCACCAACUCUAAUUCAACAGAAAAAAAUAGAUGAAGAAAUCCCACCUGAUCUAGAAAUGAGAAAAAAAGAUAUUGAAGCUUUACGUCAAUGGUUAUCGAAACAACCUCAUCUUCCCCAACAUAUUGAUGAUGAAAGGCUAGAGCAUUUUUUAUUUGGAUGUAAAAAUAGUUUGGAGAGAUGUAAAGUGAUUCUGGAAAGAUAUUUUACUGCCAGAACACUUCUUGGAGAAUUUUUCCACUCACGAGAUCCUUGCGGGCAGGAUAUUCAAGAUUGUUGUGACGCAAUAGAAUAUUUCGUCCUGCCAUCGUUGACAGAUGAAGGUCACAGAGUCACGAUUCUCCGAAUUAAAGAUAAGAACAUCGAUAAAUUCUCUAUUCAAACAAUUACCAAACGCAUUCUCAUGGUAAUGGAUUUGAGAUUAGUGGAAGAGUCAUGUCUAUCAAAUUACAUGAUACUAGAUCUUGAGGGAUGGAGUGCUGGACAUUUUGCCAAAUGCACUCCAACUCAUACAAUUGUGAGAAAAGCUAUGCUAGCAGUUCAAGACAGCAUGCCUUUACGAUUGUAUCAAGUGCAUUUUCUCAAUGCUCCAAAAUUCAUCAAUAAUAUUAUUAAUAUUUUUUAUCCAUUGUUGAAACCCAAGCUUAUUAGCAAAUUUCAAGUUCAUACUGGCAAUGGUGAAGAACUUCACAAACACAUUAAUAAAGACAUAUUACCAAAUGAGUGGGGUGGAAUGGCUGGAACAUUUCAAGAAUUAAAUGAUGCAUGGAGACGGAAGAUUGAAAGAAAUAGAGAUUGGUUUCUACGUGAAGAAAAACUAUGCAAGACAGAUGAAACAAUGAGAUUACCAGCAUUUUCAUCAGUACUUGCUACUUCUGAGCUCAAUGGAAUUCAGGGUUCUUUUCGACAGCUUAAUAUUGAUUAAAGGCAUAAUAAGCAGCUUUACAUAUUUUUUAAAUACUAAUAUGCUUCCAUGUAUACAGAAAUAAUAGGUCAAUGUCAUAUACAGUUUAAAAAAUUCAUUAUCAUUAUAAAUAAUUAUCAAUAUUAUACUGCUGUUAUCGUGAUGAAUUAUAAAUAUAUAUUUCACUCCAAUGAAUAAUAAUUUAGAUGGAUAUGCAAAUGUUGUUAGAGAUAUUUAAAAAUGAAAAAUAGAUUAAAAAUUUUUCUAGAAUUGAAUUAUGUAGUAAAAUAUACUUUGGGAUUAAUAAAAAAUAAUGGCAUGUUAUU
Molecule: messenger RNA, 1730 nt
Organism: Chelonus insularis
Lineage: Eukaryota; Metazoa; Arthropoda; Insecta; Hymenoptera; Braconidae
Product: retinol-binding protein pinta-like
Exons: 7
Coding region: 490-1425 (311 amino acids)
Cellular component (GO): membrane
Molecular function (GO): phosphatidylinositol bisphosphate binding
Source: RefSeq, a predicted model, not a curated record